This is a messenger RNA of Nasonia vitripennis (jewel wasp), 1074 nucleotides long. RefSeq names its product indole-3-acetaldehyde oxidase-like. The record is from RefSeq and is a predicted model, not a curated record. The transcript has 8 exons. Gene Ontology annotation, molecular function: oxidoreductase activity; FAD binding; iron ion binding. Lineage: Eukaryota; Metazoa; Arthropoda; Insecta; Hymenoptera; Pteromalidae. Bases 1 to 1074 code for a protein of 357 amino acids.
AUGAAAGUUAGCUUUCAAAAAUAUUCAAAACACACCGGCUUUGAAUACCUCAAUCAGUUGGCUGAUCACGUAGAUUCAAUCGGACACGUGGCAAUGAGAAAGAUCGGAACAAUAGCUGGAAAUUGGAUGCUAAAACCCCAGCAUCGUGAAUUUCAGUCUGACUUGUUUUUGAUACUGGAAACCGUCGGAGCGGAAAUACUCGUUAGGGAGUCCAAAGGAUCGAAAAUCGUCUCGAAUUUUCGUGAUUUUUUGGAGAUCGAUAUGAGGCAUAAACUGAUAUACAGCGUUGUUCUACCGCGAUUAAAAUAUAAUUAUGUUUACAGAUCUUACAAGAUAAUGUCGAGGGCGCAAAACGCCCACGCCAUAGUUAACGCGGGAUUCCUAUUUCAACUGAACAAAAAAACUCAAGUUUUCGAAAGACCGAAUAUUAUUUUUGGAGGAGUUAGCGCCAAAUUCAUGCAUGCCUCCAAAACUGAGCAGUAUCUCGAGGGCAAAGCUCUUUUGACGUCAAAUUCACUUCGAAAAGCUUUGAAUAUUUUAGGCUCUGAACUAAAACCAGAAUUGAUCCUGCCAGAAGCAUCUCCAGAAUAUCGAACGAAAUUAGCCCAAUUCGUUCUUAGUCUAAAACCGGAUAAAAUCGACGCACGCAUUCGUAGCGGAGGUACUAUGCUCAAGCGUCCGAUAUCUUCCGGAAAAACUGACUACAACGUUGACAAGAGUCUGUGGCCGGUAAACAAACCGAUCGAAGCAUAUUACCAAACUUCUGGAGAGGCCGAGUACAUCGACGAUAUACCUCACAGAGAUGACGAAGUGUUAUGUGCUUCUGUGUUGGCGCCUGCAACAGGACCUAUAGAUAGGAUCGACGCGAGUGAGGCAUUGGUCCUGGAUGGCGUAGUGGCAUUUUACUCUGCUAAGGACGUGCCGGGAAAGAAUAUCACCGUAGAUAAAUCAUCCUUCAUCAAUUAUUCCGAUGAACUGGCAUAUUCUUCAAAAAUAAAUCAAAAUCUCAGCAUUUCGUCCCACCGUCAGAUUGGACUCCUCAGCAAUUUUCUGACAGCUUCCUUAGACACCUGA